CCAUCUCCUUCCCCAAGCCCAGGCAUGAGCAACCCUCCUCCUCUCCUCCGGCUCCGCCGUCCCAUGGCCGCAGCGCCCUGUUCCUGUUCCUGGGACACCUCCUUCCACGAAAAGCAAUAGCAGCUCUAGCCCUACCAAUACCAAUCUGGAUCCAAAUCGACCGCUAAGCUAACACUAAAUCAUCUUCCCUUCCCGUUCGAGAUCCAAGAGCUAGCAGAGGCGGUUCGCGGAGAGAUUCAGUAAUCUGCGCUGCCGGCGAAGAAGAAGAAGAAGGGGGAGGUAGAGCGGCUGGAGAUGGGCAAGUACGUGGAGCUGCUGGACAUGGGCGUGCGCAUCGCGGCGCGGUUCCACUCCCACUGCCCGCAGACCGCGCGCCUCUACUACCACCCGCCCGCCGGCGGCACCGGGUCCCACGCGGCUGCGGCAUCCGGCGGGGACGGCCGCAAGGGCGACGCCGCGGCCUCGGCCGCGAUGAUGAUGAAGAAGCAGCAGGGGCAGAGGCUCGACGCCCCCUCAGAAAUCAUCCUCUACACCGUCGUCUAGACUAGUCUUGGCCGGCCGGGAUUGUUGUCGCCGGAGGAGCCGUCGUCCACAGGACCGGCGGCGAUGUAUCAUUCAUUCGUGGGAGUCGAUGUGUUGCUCCCGUUUUUUUUUUUUUCCAUUUGUGUUUUGGGUUGGUGGAACUCGUGUGUCCCAUGAGUUUUAUUUAAUCCAUUUCUUCCCGAGGGGCUCAAAUCGCUCUUGGUUCCAAAUUCUAAAAUGCCUCCGUCGUUCGUUCG
Messenger RNA from Sorghum bicolor (sorghum), 779 nucleotides. RefSeq lists its product as uncharacterized. The record is from RefSeq and is a predicted model, not a curated record. Bases 295 to 543 code for a protein of 82 amino acids. The transcript has a single exon. NCBI's taxonomy places the organism in Eukaryota, Viridiplantae, Streptophyta, Magnoliopsida, Poales, Poaceae.